UAAAUGAUAUCCUUGAACAAUUAGUUUAUAAUUCGUGAUUUAUAAAGAGUAUCGUUGUAUGCUAUCUUUAUACUUUAUGUUUUCGUAAUAAUUUCUGUUUUCUUGUUGUCUGGCUUAGUUCAAGUGUUUAAGAAAGAGCCAUACCCCCCACCCCCAUGAGUAGUUGAAGACCGUCUAACGCUAGGCUUUUACGUGUCAGACUGGUAUUAAUUUCGUUAGUAAUGAUUUCAUAAAAGUUUUUGUAAACUGUGUCACAAGAGGGACAUUUUGAUAAAAAUUCGACCGAGUUUUGUGUAAUUACAGUUUGUUCUACCAAGUACAGAAAAGUACGCAUAGUCCUCCUUAGAUAAUUUGAUUUGAUGUCGUGGUUGAAAGGUUUAGCUGGGAAAGCGGAGGAUUUUCUGAAUCAGAUUGAUCAGAAUGCUGCUGUUGCUCUUCAGAAGGAAAGAAAAGAAUUAAAUUCGGUGGAGCCUCUGUUAACGGAAGUUACCUGGGAGGGACAGCAGUCUAAUGGGUCGGCAAGGUUCACCCCUCCACCACUGCGGUCAGUCUCAAGUGGCAGCAGUGUUGGUUCUGUCAGGUCGUCUCCAAGCCAUGGAGGUCGCAGCCCAGUUUUGGCAACUAAAGCCAACAGUGAUGAUGAAUUAAUCAAAUUCCUGAAUAGUUCAGAGCCACCAAUAAUCAGCGUAUCAGAAGAGGAACAAGAGAGGCCUGUUCAAGAAGUAUUGGAGUGGAAUGGUCAUGGAGGUGCUGUGUCAGAGGCAAAGAGGUUCUCCCCUAUUGUGGUCGAGCAAGGGGCCAAGCAGAGCUCCCUGCCAACGUCAAGACGUGUCUCACCAAGAGGAGAAGCAGAUGAAAUGUCGGCUACUAGGUCCGUCAAGCAGACAUCUGUCGCCCCCAGUAACUGUGCCCCAGUUUCUGGUAUGACUGAGGAUUCAUCAGAAGAACUUAAGGUUGAGAAUGGCCUUCUGAAAAAUGAGUUAAGGAGCUUGAACAGUGAGAUGUCUCAGCUGCUAAGCCGCGCCAAAAAUGCCGAAAAAGAUAAUUGUAGUUUGCAGCAGCAGUUGACGGGUCUGCAGGAAGCCCAGAAAGAGUCAAUGCGGUUUUUGAAGGAGCGAGAUGAACAGGUAGCCAGACUGGAGAGUGAGCUGCAAAAUGUCAGACAGCAGAUGGUUGUAGCACAGGACCUGGCACAGGGACAUCAACUCGAGAACACUCGGUUGGUGCAGGAAUCUGCAGACUCCAGUGGGCAUCAGAGCCAGACUUUGCAGGCACUGCGGGACAAGAUUGCAGAAAAAGAGGGGGAACUGGAAGCAGCACAGGCAGGCCACUACAAGGAGCUGGCAGCCCUGCAGGAGAGGGUGGCCGUCCUCGAGUCAGAACGAGUAGGAUUCACCAGUAGGCUGAGCCACGGGGAGGCCGUGACCCAUGACCUGCAGCAGCAAUUUGAUCGAACUCGUGCAGAGUUGGCCUUCUCUCGCAGUGAACUAGACCAGUACAGGGUUCGGGCACAGCGAAUUUUGCAGGACAAGGAGCGACUAAUUGCAGAACUGCGAGGCCAAGGCUCAGCAGGGCGAAGCAUCCCUGCAGAUGACACAGUAGAGCUCGAGCUGGAUCAGUUGCGACAAGAACGAGAGCUCUUGCGUGAAGAGGUCGCACAAGUGUCGGUGAGACUUAAGGCAUGUCGAGAUGAGCUGCAGGAGACAGAACACCGGUUGGAGAGCGGACGGGAGCAGGCAAGCCAGUCUUUGCGUUUGCUGCAGGACAGCCUUCAGGAGGAGCGCAAGAAGAGGCAGGCCGCAGAGGAGGACUGUAGGACACAUGCUGAGGAACUGCGUUCAGUAAGGGAUGAGUUGUCGAGGCAGAGGGCUCAGUUAGCAUUACGAGUACGUGAACGGGAGGCUGAACUCACCAGACUGAGAAGCCGGUUAUCGCAACGCCCUGCUUCACCAACUGGUGAUGAACUGGAGUCUCGUCUGCAUGUGUUGACACAGACGCUGGUCCUGAAACAGAGCUCGCUGGAGACGGUCACCAUGGAAAAGAAUGCUCUUCGGCUUCAGCUUGAGAAGGUUGAGAAUAAGCAUCGGGACACGCUAGCUUUGCUGCAUGAGAUGCAGAAUGGGCUGGGGAGUGUGAAUGACACAGAUGAUGCCAAGGCACGAGUUCCAAGUUUCCUGAUGGAAUCUCCUUUUGAUACCGGUGUCACACGCCGAGUGAAACGUGCUUACUCGUCUCUUGAUGCUGUCAGCAUCCGCACUGGGGUGUUCCUACGACGUUAUCCGCUGGCACGGAUCCUUGUUCUUUGUUACGUGGUGCUUCUGCAUCUUUGGGUAAUGGUGGUACUGUUCUCAUACACACCUCCAGCACAAACUUGAUGGCUGCAGUUAAUAUGUUUGGGACACACGAUAUCGGAAUAGCAUGCCGAAAACAGAGUGCGGCUCUUCACAGUGAUGCGUGUUGUUGGGAGCUUCUUAUGUCGCCACUGAGGAACAGGGCUAUGUGGCAUUCUACUGCACUGACAUUCUUAUUGGAGCAGGAGUUUUUGGUGUUAUCCAGUGUUGUUGAUGUCAUUUUGAAGUCACAUCUCUCAUCCCUAUUGUAAUUCCUGACUGUGUACCUGCUAAGAUUCUUUCCUUUUCUAAGUGGCUCUGUUAUUUAUUUUGUCUCCCUCCCUCACCCUCUUGUGGAGGAACAGGAAUUAAAAUUGCAGUCAUUGCCUCUCUACAGUCACUCGAUUGCUCCUUUCUCCUUCUGAGAUGCUUAUACAUUAUGUGGGUUGUAUGUUGAUCACAUCUGUUGUCCCUUAAUUUCAUAUACUACUUCCCAAACAAGUAUUUUUAACCCUUUAAAGGUAAGUGGUAACUAUAUGUACCAGCUGCUGUAACAAACAGUAACUCCACAGUUUUUGUUUUUGGAUUUCAUGUGAUUCUUAGUAUAAACAAUAUUGGUCAGUUGAUCAUAGUAGCGAAAUGUUGUGUUUCCUUUGAGGUAUGGACUGAAUUCUUAACUAUUUCGAUGAGGUUUGACUAGAAUGGGUUAUGCCAUAUGGCAGUAAAUACUUAUUGGGUUGAAACAUGUAGUUAUAAAUUCCCCAUUCACAGUUAUUAUUUUGAAUUUGUGUAAAUGUUUUGUUUUAUUCAACUGAUUUGUAGAAUCUCUCUCAGUCUGGAAACUGUGAGGUUGCGCAUGAAAGUGGGAUAUCUGAUGUAAUAGAAAUCAUUCUUAUUUAUGUAUUGUAUAUGUGCCUAUGCAUCAGCGAUUCAUAAAGUCUUUCAUGAUUCACAAACCACAAA
Molecule: messenger RNA, 3293 nt
Organism: Zootermopsis nevadensis
Lineage: Eukaryota; Metazoa; Arthropoda; Insecta; Blattodea; Termopsidae
Source: RefSeq, a predicted model, not a curated record